Ctenocephalides felis (cat flea) is the source of this 1320-nucleotide messenger RNA. RefSeq names its product extensin-like. The annotation marks the transcript as partial. The transcript has 2 exons. Lineage: Eukaryota; Metazoa; Arthropoda; Insecta; Siphonaptera; Pulicidae. The record is from RefSeq and is a predicted model, not a curated record.
AUGCCCAUUAGGAAGUCCACCAUUUGUCUGCUAGUACUUCUCGCGGUCUCCAGCUCAUUUGCUGAGUUCGAUGUGAAGAACCGAGUUGUACGUGAUAUAUCUCUAGUAUCAUAUGGAAAUAAUGCAGGUUUCGAUGGAUAUUCGUAUCCUAAACCAUCUAUUCCUUUCCCAGCACCUGCUCCUAAAUCUCCUGGAUACUCUUACCCCAAACCAAGUGUCCCAUUUGUUGAGGUAAGACAACAACCACAAACCAGACCACCACCACCACCACCUCCGACACCUAGGCCAUAUGUGCCUCCUCCACCACCACCUAAGCCAUAUAUUCCACCAGCACCACCAUCAGGUGGAUACUCAUAUCCAAAACCAGUUGUUCCCUUCCCUGUUCCAGAAGUAAGAACAACACAAAGACCAGUUACAAGGCCGCCGCCGCCUCCACCAAGGCCAUACAUUCCUCCAGCACCUGCACCAAAACCUGAUGGUUAUUCUUAUCCAAAACCAGUUGUACCGUUCCCAGUACCUGAAGUUAGAACAACGCAGAGACCAGUCACAAGGCCUCCACCACCACCGCCAACACCAAGACCAUACGUGCCACCACCUCCACCACCAAAGCCAUAUAUUCCACCAGCACCAGCACCGAAACCUGAUGGUUAUUCGUAUCCAAAACCUGUUGUACCAUUUCCAGUACCAGAAGUGAGGACAACACAAAGACCAGUAACGAGGCCACCACCUCCGCCGCCAACACCAAGACCAUACGUGCCACCACCUCCACCACCAAAGCCGUAUAUUCCACCAGCACCAGCACCAAAACCUGAUGGUUAUUCAUACCCAAAACCAGUUGUACCGUUUCCAGUUCCUGAAGUAAGAACCACGCAACGACCAGUGACAAGGCCGCCACCACCACCACCAAAACCAUAUAUACCACCAGCACCGGCACCGCAACCAGGAUAUUCAUAUCCAAAACCAGUAGUUCCAUUUCCAGUACCAGAAGUGAGAACAACUCAGAGACCAGUGACCAGACCACCGCCACCACCGCCACCGCCAAAACCGUACAUUCCACCAGCACCAAAGCCUGAUGGUUAUUCUUAUCCUAAACCCGUUGUUCCAUUUCCAGUUCCUGAAGUAAGAACAACCCAGAGGCCAGUAACAAGACCACCACCACCACCACCAACGCCAAAACCCUAUGUUCCACCACCACCACCACCUAAACCUUAUAUUCCACCUGCACCUGCACCAAAGCCCGACGGUUAUUCAUAUCCAAAACCCGUUGUUCCAUUCCCUGUACCUGAAGUAAGAACAACACAAAGACCUGUGACAAGACCA